Molecule: messenger RNA, 354 nt
Organism: Debaryomyces tyrocola
Lineage: Eukaryota; Fungi; Ascomycota; Pichiomycetes; Serinales; Debaryomycetaceae
Source: the annotation of a GenBank genome assembly
AUGGCAUACAGGAGCUUGUUUUUGAGUCAAUGGGCAUUUAGUGGAACAUCUUUUAUCAUGCUAUUCUUUAUUCCAGAAUCCCCGUACUAUUAUGUGUUAAAAAAUGCAGACGAAAAGGCUCUAAAACAAUUGAGAAAAUUGUAUAAAGGUGAAGCACUCGCAGAACAUCAGUUAACUGUCAUUAAAAAAACAGUAGAAGAAGCUAGACAUACUACUAUAUCGUCAUCUUUUGUGGAUUGCUUUAGGGGAAUUAACUUAAAAGGAACAUUUAUUGCAAUAUCACCUUUUAUUAUGCUGCCUAUGAGUGGUGUGUCGCCUACGUUGGUUCAUACUCUACUUAUUUUUUCCAAUUAG